Elgaria multicarinata webbii is the source of this 579-nucleotide messenger RNA. RefSeq lists its product as uncharacterized. The transcript has 2 exons. The record is from RefSeq and is a predicted model, not a curated record. The coding region runs from base 1 to 579 and encodes 192 amino acids. Lineage: Eukaryota; Metazoa; Chordata; Lepidosauria; Squamata; Anguidae.
AUGGAGCAUUCCCUCAACAUCAACGAGGGCCCGUCAGGGGCGGCGGAGACCCCGCAGCCGUCUGCGGACCCCGCCCGCUCCUCGAGGGAGCAGCCCGUGCGCUCGCCCCUCAGCGAGCACGACGGGCCCCCUUCCACAGCCAGGCCUGGCCUGAUUUCCUGCCGGCUCUCCAGGGAUCGGCUCCUCCACCCAGACGGCGAAGAAAGAGACCCUCGGCUGCCGCUGCCUCCGGCUUCCUCCGCGCCGGCCCCGCUGCAGCUCCUCGUGGCGGCCGCCAAGAGCUGGCCGGGCUCGAAGCCACCCGCCAGGGCCUCCUGGCUGCUGCCAUCGCGGGCCCGUGCGGCGCGCGCCCCCCCGCCGCCGCCUGAGCCUUUUGUUCCUCCCUUCUUGCCUCUCGCCUUUGCCGCCGCCGCCGCCGCCGCCUCCUCCUCCUCGCCGGGCACGGGCAGCCUUCGCGCGCUCGCGCACAGCGCCGUCGAGGCCCGGGGGUUUUCUGGGCGCGUGCGCCAUUCCUUUCCCCUCUCUCCCUCGGUUGACGGCGGCGCGCACCCGCCCCAGUACCUUCGACGGAGCGGCUGA